Molecule: messenger RNA, 849 nt
Organism: Serinus canaria (Common canary)
Lineage: Eukaryota; Metazoa; Chordata; Aves; Passeriformes; Fringillidae
Gene: TSEN15
Product: tRNA splicing endonuclease subunit 15
Exons: 4
Coding region: 36-614 (192 amino acids)
Biological process (GO): tRNA splicing, via endonucleolytic cleavage and ligation
Molecular function (GO): nucleic acid binding
Source: RefSeq, a predicted model, not a curated record
CCGGAGUGAAGCCGCGUUGCACACAGGCGGGGAGCAUGGAGCCGGCGGCCGGGCCGGGCUGGAGGGGCGAUUGCCCGGCUCCGGGGGUCACCGAUCCGGGCCAGGGCUCCUCCGCUGCCGGGAGGGCCCCGAGGGCACAGGGCAGCUGGUCGGGGGUAGCUGGCGGCAACUGGAUCACGGCUCAUCCCACGUUCACAGAAAUGAUGUCACUUGAUGUGUCUGACAGCACUCAAGUCUACGCUGCCUUUUUGGUGUACCUGGACCUCUUGGAAGGGAGGAGCUGGCACGAGGUGCAGCCGGUGGGCGUGGCAGAGCUGCAGCUGGUGUGUUUGCAUGCCCGAGCCAGGGAGCAGGAGGGGCUCCAGGUGAUGGUGCCAGUGCCUGCACACAUCCUGAUCAGCCACGAGAGGUUAAGGGAAAUACUGAAGAAAGCCUCUCUGCCUCCAGAGGAUCCUGACACCCUGCUGUCAGUUACUUUGGCCAUAGUUGAGACAGACUCCACAAUAGUCUACUAUAAAAUGACUGAUGGCUUUGUAAUGCCAGAUCCUCCUGGUGAUACUGAAGAUGUGGAUAAUAAACAGUGGAGGAAGAAAAGAACGAAACUUUUCAAAUGAUUGGGCAGAGAAAACAGAACGUUUCUUGAACUCCUGUGCUCAUACCCAAACAAAUUCAGGAACUGUUGGAUGUGAAUAAAUGGUGAACUAAAGUCUGCCUUGGCAUAUCAAGGAUGUGUUCAGGGAGAACAAAGGCUCGUGCAGCUGCACUGUGAUGAAAUGCCAUUUGAGGUAUGAAGUAAGUCAUUCAGUGACACAGAUCAGUCCUGACUAAUAAAUACUCUUGAGAAGUGUU